Messenger RNA from Anarrhichthys ocellatus (wolf-eel), 5305 nucleotides. RefSeq names its product serine/threonine-protein kinase 10-like. The record is from RefSeq and is a predicted model, not a curated record. Gene Ontology annotation, molecular function: ATP binding; protein serine/threonine kinase activity; protein binding. NCBI's taxonomy places the organism in Eukaryota, Metazoa, Chordata, Actinopteri, Perciformes, Anarhichadidae. The transcript is spliced from 18 exons. The coding region runs from base 640 to 3672 and encodes 1010 amino acids. Gene Ontology annotation, biological process: protein phosphorylation.
GGGGAACGGAGAGAAAGAACUGCAGCGGCGCGCACUCGGGAACGCGCACAGACACUAAAUCCGCUAGAUUACUAAACCCGUUUUACACCAAGGGAACGAUGACUGUUUUCUUUUCCUUUUUUACCGUUUUAGCUCAUAUUAACGUACGGACCAACUGUAGCCGUGUUUAGCCUGAAGGAAACUGAUGAAUUAUUCAGUGGAAUACAACUACUUGGGAGGACCCGGAUCUUUUUUCUUUUGGUUGAGAAAGAGCCCCACAGGAUUUUCGGGCGAGUGGGUCGUCAGGAGUUGGAACAACGACGAGCUACUUACUACUUUGCAUAAACAUAAAGUCUUCUUCAUUCGUGUAUCAGAUGUUAACAGUGAGCUUUAGCUACAUUUAGGGGUUAACAAUGACCCGAAGAGAAAGAGCUAUUCUCUGGACUGGCCCAAACGGUGUCAAAGGCUAGGCUAGGUUUAGAUCCGAACUAUUGUGAAAGCUAACGUACUGCGUUCUCCAAGCAGGUACUUCUAACUAAUGGGACACACAUAGUACUCCAAAGACUUACGCUAAAGUCUCUAAAAGUGUUCAAGGAACGCGACACUACUCUGGCUCUUUAAAGUGGAAUUCCUUUGUCAUUGAAGGACCUAGGAUUCAGCAUGUCGUUUUUUAAUUUCCGUAAAAUAUUUAAAUUGGGAACCGAAAAGAAGAAGAAACAGUAUGAACACGUGCGCAGGGAUGAAAAUCCAGAGGAAAUAUGGGACAUCAUCGGUGAAUUGGGAGAUGGAGCCUUUGGAAAAGUGUUCAAGGCUCAAAACAAACAGACGGGAAUUCUAGCUGCAGCCAAAGUUAUUGACACAAAGACGGAGGAGGAGCUGGAGGACUACAUGGUGGAGAUCGAAAUCCUGGCCUCCUGCGACCACCAAAACAUUGUCAAACUGCUCGACGCUUUCUAUUUUGAGAGCAAACUGUGGAUCCUCAUCGAGUUCUGUGCUGGAGGGGCUGUGGAUGCAGUCAUGCUAGAACUGGAGAGACCUCUGACGGAGCCUCAGAUCAGGGUGGUGUGUAAGCAGACUCUGCUGGCCCUCGUCUACCUCCACGACAACAACAUCAUCCACAGAGACCUGAAGGCUGGCAACAUCCUCCUCAUGCUGGAUGGGGACGUCAAGCUGGCUGACUUUGGUGUGUCUGCCAAAAACACCAAAACCCUGCAGAGGAGAGACUCUUUCAUUGGGACACCUUACUGGAUGGCUCCGGAGGUGGUGAUGUGCGAGACGUCCAAGGACCGUCCGUACGACUACAAGGCUGACAUCUGGUCCCUCGGGGUCACAUUGAUAGAGCUGGCGCAGAUUGAGCCGCCCAAUCACGAGAUGAACCCCAUGAGAGUCCUGCUGAAAAUAGCCAAGGCGGACCCUCCCACCCUGAUGCAGCCGUCACGCUGGUCCCCAGAAUUCAGUGACUUCUUAAAGCGGUGUUUGGACAAGCAUGUGGACAACAGAUGGAACCCCACUCAACUGCUACAGCAUUCAUUUGUGUCCAGCGUGACUGACGGCAGGCCCCUGAGGGAGCUCAUAGCGGAGGCAAAGGCUGAGGUCACGGAGGAGAUUGAAGACCACAAAGAGGAAGAGGAGGAGGAAGAGACGGAAGCCCACCUGGGCCACAAGCGCGCCCCCUCUGACGUCAGCGUUGCCAGCUCAGAGGAUGAGAAGAUCCCCCUCUCUCCCUCCAUGUUGGAAUCAGUCCCUGAGAAGGUGGAGCCGGUUGUGUCCGUGCCCACACCCACUGAGCUCCCUGUGGCCAACCAUGUGGUGGACACUAGCUUUGUUGAGGAGGCCGCUGCCCCUGUAGCUGAGGAGACUUCAAACACUCCAGAUGAGGACGGAGAGGUGGAACAGAAACCAGUGGAGGAAAAGCCCCCAGAAGCAGGAGGAGAUGUUGCCUCCCCAGAACCAGAGACCCAACCAGAGGCACCUGCCAAGGAAAUGCAGGAGCUGGAGAUUGCAGUGGAGGAUGAAAAGGAAGUGGACACGUCGGAGGGUCCAGCCAAUCCACAGGCGAGCACAGAGGGUUCAGAGGUCGCCAACGCUCCUCAGGAGGAGAACAAAGCUGCUGUGGAGGAAUCAAACGCACCAGCAGAGGAGCAGGAGAAGGAGGAGGACCGGUACAAAAAUCUCAAGGUGACACUGACACUACCAGAGCAAUUUAACGUUGUCCCAAAGGAGGAGGAUGGAGAGAAGCCCACAGAAAAGGAGAAGAUGAAUGCAGAAGAUGAGAAAACUGUUCCAGACAAAGCUAAGGAUGACGGAGAGAGAGAUUCAGACUCGGGGAGCGGCCCAGCUGCAGAUAACAGCAGCGUGGACCUCAAUCUGUCCAUCUCAAGCUUUCUGUCCAAAACAAAAGAGCCGGGAUCUAUUUCCAUACAGGACAACAAGCGUCAGAAGAAGACGUUAAAAAAGACUCGCAAAUUCAUUGUGGACGGAGUGGAAGUUAGCGUGACCACAUCAAAGAUCAUCAGUGACAAUGAUACCAAGAACGAGGAGAUGAGGUUCCUGAGACGCCAGGAGCUGAGGGAGCUGCGUCUCCUGCAGAAGGAGGAGCAGAGGGCCCAGCAGCAGCUCAGCAACAAGCUGCAGCAGCAGACGGAACAGAUCUACCGGCGCUUUGAGCAGGAGACCACGAGUAAGAAGCGUCAGUACGACCAGGAGGUGGAGAACCUGGAGCGGCAGCAGAAGCAGACCAUCGAGAGGCUGGAGCAGGAGCACACCAACCGGCUCAGGGACGAGGCCAAGCGCAUCAAAGCCGAGCAGGACAAAGAGCUGUCCAAGUACCAGAACAUGCUGAAAAACCGCAAGAAAGAGGAACAGGAGUUUCUUCAGAAGCAGCAGCAGGAUCUGGAUACCGCUCUGAAGAAGAUCAUCCAGCAACACAAACACGAGCUCGCCACCAUCGAGAAAGACUGCCUCAACCACAAGCAGCAGCUGCUCCGAGCACGGGAGGCUGCCAUGUGGGAGCUGGAAGAGCGCCAUCUGCAGGAGAAACACCAGCUGUUCAAACAGCAGCUCAAAGACCAGUACUUCAUGCAGAGACAUCAGCUGCUGAAGAGACACGAGAAGGAGAUGGAGCAGAUGCAGCGCUACAACCAGCGUCUGAUCGAGGAGAUGAAGAACAAGCAGACGCAGGAGAGAGCCAGGCUGCCGAAGAUUCAGCGCAGCGAGGCCAAGACCCGCAUGGCCAUGUUCAAGAAAAGCCUCCGCAUCACCGGAGCUUUCAUCACCCCCGAGCAGGAGAGGGAGAAGGUCAAACAGUUUGCAGCGCAGGAAGAGAAGAGACAGAAGAACGAGAGGCUCCAUCAGCAUCAGAAACACGAAAACCAGAUGAGAGACCUGCAGCUGCAGUGUGACGUCAACAUCCGAGAGCUUCAGCAGUUACAGAACGAGAAGUGCCACCUGCUCAUUGAACACGAGACCCAGAAGCUGAAGGAGUUGGACGAGGAGCACAGUAUGGAGCUGAAGGAGUGGAGGGAGAAACUACGACCCAGGAAGAAGGCCCUGGAGGAGGAGUUUGCCAGGAAACUGCAGGAACAGGAAGUGUUCUUCAAGAUGAGCGGAGAGUCCGAGUGCCUUAACCCGUCCAGCCAGAGCCGCAUCUCCAAGUUCUACCCCAUCCCCAGCGUCCACUCCACAGGUUUCUAGUAGACCUGCACACAGUGCACAUGGACAUGAUGAGCACACACACACACACACACACCGACAGUACAGACCCAACCGAGCUGCCUUGCCCUCGUCCUCUGAAAACUAUUGGAGGCUGUGAGAAGCAUUUCUGUUUCUGGACUUUGUUCCUCAGUCUGCAGACUCCGCCCUCAUUUUGUUCAUGUUGUCAUAUUUUCACACUAUUAGGGUUAUUUUGAAGGAGAGUUAUGAAGGAGUGAAGUAGCCGUCUGCCCAACCUUCCUGUUGGGAUUGAAUAGUUUUUUAUGAAGACUCCGGUGCCUGUAGAAUUUGAUCUGUUCAAUAUUCCAGCAAUUUAUGAUCAUUUACUGCUCAAUUGUUUUCUUUUUUUAGACAUCGUACGGAAGUCCUGAGAAGCAAAUAAGACGAGAGAUAUUGUGGUGAUCCAUUUUCCACAGAUGAACAGAAAGAUUAUCUUUAUUAACCUUUUGUCAUAAACACUGGAGAUCAGACUUUUUCGUCACUUGCCUCUCGGGGCUUCCCUACAUUUGCAUGAAAAAAUAAAAAAGCAUUUUUAUACAACUUGAAGUAACUGUUGAUUUCAUUUAGUUAAAUAUUAAACAGCAACCUUAUCAUUUUUAAUUGAUGAUGACAUAGAAUGUAUAUUUCUGCUGAAGGCUUAAUGUUGAUUUUUUUAAGAUCACUCUUGAUCCAGUAUAUUUAAUGGCGUCCUUUAUCUCUGUGGUAGACGUUGUAGGUUGGGGUGAGUAGAGCUGGAGAUGAUGCAUGAUCUCACAGCGAGCUUCAGGAACCUUCUCCAGCAGAAGUGUUCCCUGUGUGAGGCCUUCAGCAUACAGUAGAGACAGAGCAUCACUGUUCAUAGGAAGCACAAACGAGCAUUUCUGUACCUGUAUCAGUGGGUCUGCUUUUAUCUUUUUAGGUACCACCACUUUAUUAUUGUCAAGCACAAAAAGAUGCAUCUGUAGGAGCAGUGUUCAGGGACCAAUGAAGAAUGCAACUGUUGGAUUGUUGCAAAUGUUAUUUAACAUUUGAAGGAGUUUCUGUUGUGGUGAACAUCUGCAGUUCCACUUCACAUGGAGUUUCUUCUUCUUAUUGAAAUACUGUUAGCAUUGUCCUGCUGGCUAAUGGAUAUACUGACACCGGGUUUUAUGCCAGUUGGCCAACUUCCUGUUCUGCUCUCUGACUGUGAAGCAAGCUAACAGUUUGAGACCGAUUUGCAUCCGUGUUGGAAGAAACAAACACAACAUGAGCUCUCGGCAUUUCUUUUAUUCAGACUGAUGUGUUGUGAAUGACGUCAUAUUUGAUGCAGCUGUUGAGAAGCAAAGGAGAAGUGGACCUGACUGGAUCAUCUCAUCAUCUCAUUUUCUUCAUGAUUGGCUAGUCAAAGGUAUUCAAUAAGUGAACCAUUGUGCACCUUUUCUCUGUAGCUAUUUAUAUGAAAUGCAGCGUGUUCCCUCAUUGGAGGUUCGCAACAUUCAGAACUAUAAGUGCUCGUUCUGUCGGUCAGUUGGAGUCAAUGGACGACAUUCUGAUUGAAAACUGUUCAUAUCAAAAUCGUUAUGCAUUUAAAAAAAUAGAAUAGAAUAGCUGUGUAAUGUUGAUGUUCAUUGUGCUGUAAAUAAACGUUUCUCUCUGU